Symbiodinium natans is the source of this 1248-nucleotide messenger RNA. NCBI's taxonomy places the organism in Eukaryota, Dinophyceae, Suessiales, Symbiodiniaceae. The record is from the annotation of a GenBank genome assembly.
AUGAGCUUCUCGCACGGAGCAGUCUACAAUCCCAGCGGUUGCCGUUGCACGCCGAAGCAGCCGGGAGCAGGAUGCCCCAAAGUGCUUGUGGCGCCGCCUCAUUACAUUCAGGGUCCAGGCAUCAUGUCAUCCGUGGGUAGGUACACCAGCAAGUUGUGUGGUGGAUGUGACAGAGUGGGCUUGCUGAACAUUCCUUUUGGAGAGACCGCCUGGUCGCCGCAAAUAUGCAAGGACUUUGAGGACCACGGGAUCAGCGUCGAUUCACAGGUCUUUGGCGGGAUUCCUUCCUAUGAAGAGGUGCAGCGACUGGUUGACAAGUGGAAGCAAGCAGGGGUCAAAGCGGUCGUAGCAGUGGGAGGCGGCACAUGUGGAGAUGCAGCCAAGCUCGCAGCCCAUAGGCUGAAUGUUCCUGUCGUGAAUGUGUCCACAUUGGCUGCCACCGAUGCCCCAUGCAGUGCUUUGUCCAUCAUGUACUCAGAAGGGGGAGCCUACCUGGGAGGGGAGACAUAUCCGCAGUCGCCGAAUGUUGUAGUGGUGGACACGGAGAUCAUCGCUGGGGCUGGCAAGCGCUCACUGGUCAGUGGUUUCGGUGACGCCAUGAGCACUUUCUACGAGGCCAGGACGUGCUGCGAGAACCCCAAUGCUUUGAGCAUGUUGGAGGCACGACCCACUCAGACAGCUCUUGCGAUCGGCUCACUUUGCGCCAAGAUUCUCUACGAGAAUGCCCUCGAGGCAGUGAAGGCAGUGGAGGCCAAAGUUCCCGAUGAGUCGUUGGAGAAAGUGGUUGAGGCAAACACUUUGCUGAGUGGCAUCGGCUUCGAAUCAGGUGGACUUGCUGCUUCACACGCCAUUGCCCAGGGCAUGUCUUGGGUCAAGUCUGUGCAUGACAACAUGAUGCAUGGCGAGAUGGUGGCGAUCGGCUUGCUCACGAUGCUGACAAUGGAAGAGCGACAAGGCCUGCCAGGCCGCAAGGAGGAAUACCGACAGGUGGCGGAGUUUUUCUCAAAGGUCGGCCUGCCAGUCUGCCUCAAGCAUGUAUGCCUGGACCCGAAGGACUCCGAGGGCAUGGAGCUCUUCUUGAAGAGCGUCCUGGACCAGUGGUUCUGCCACAACGAGCCCUUUCUCGUUACCAAGGACUUAGUCCUCCAGAGCCUCUUGGAGGCAGACCAAAAAGGCCAGGCCAUUGUGCAGGAGCUUGGCGACGAGGCCUACCGGGCAAUCCAUCCCAACGCAAGGUCCAAAUUUUAA